AUGUCUUCCGUUUAUUUCCCACCUAGUGCUUCCGCAUUGCACCAAAAACGACGCAAAGCCAAGAAGCACGCAUUACACGUACCGAGACCCAAGAACUGUUUCAUGCUCUACCGAUCCAAGGUUCUUCCCAUGAUCAUGGUUGAGCUCGGUAUGAUAAACAAUAGAAUCAUCUCCAAAAUUGCAGCUGAACGCUGGAGUGCAGAGGCGGAGUCUGUCAAGACCUGGUACCGGCAGAUGGCCAAGAAAGGCAAAGAAGAACACUUGAGAAACAAUCCUGGUUACAAGUAUGCACCGCAUAAG
Gamsiella multidivaricata is the source of this 300-nucleotide messenger RNA. RefSeq names its product high mobility group box domain-containing protein. The record is from RefSeq and is a predicted model, not a curated record. Gene Ontology annotation, biological process: cell differentiation; anatomical structure morphogenesis; regulation of DNA-templated transcription. Gene Ontology annotation, molecular function: DNA-binding transcription factor activity, RNA polymerase II-specific; RNA polymerase II cis-regulatory region sequence-specific DNA binding. NCBI's taxonomy places the organism in Eukaryota, Fungi, Mortierellomycota, Mortierellomycetes, Mortierellales, Mortierellaceae. The transcript has a single exon. The annotation marks the transcript as partial.